AUGGUGGGGGAAGCAGGCCAUGAGCGAUCUGAUGGCGAGACAGGGGUGGUGCAGGCCGCCCCUGCCGCUGGCGGCGGUCACUACACAGACGUGGCCGCCAGCUACGAGGCGGCGUUCUUCUAUAGCUCUCCUGAGUAUCGUGACUGGAUCCUGGAGCGGCUGCUGCGACACUUUGGCCUGCCGGAUGAGGAGGCACAGAUAGUGGACCUGGGCGGCGGCACCGGCAACUUCACCCAGGCGCUGGCGUUGGCGGCUCGGGUGCGGCGCCGAGUGCUGUGCGUCGAUGCGUUUGCUGAGAUGCUGCAAAAGGCGCUGGCGCACGACCGCGUGGAGCCGCUGCUGCUGGACGCGGUGCAGUUUGCUGCGCUGCCGGCGGAGUCCAUGCGGUACAGCCAUGUACUGCUCAAGGAGCUGGUGCACCACAUCCCCGCCGCCGACGUUCCGGCCAUGUACGCCGGGCUGCACCGCCAGCUGGCGCCAGGCGGCGUCGCCGUCACCAUCACCCGCCCGCAGCAAGUCGACUACCCGCUGUUCCGGCGGGCCAGGGAGAUCUGGAGGGAGCACCAGCCGCACCAGUCUGUGUUCACAGCGGCCAUGCAGGCAGCCGGCUUCUCAGUGGAGGUGCACGCCCACGACUAUGCCGCCCAGCUGCCCAAGGCCACGUGGCUGGGCAUGAUGCGAUCCCGCUUCUGGUCCACAUUCAGCCACUGCAGCCAGCAAGAGCUGGAGCAGGCAAGGCGUUCACCAGGGCCUGCCGCUGGGGCCAUCACCGCAGCUGCGCAUCUCGGCAUAGCGGAGGUGGAGCAGCAGUUUGAGGGCCAGGACACGCUGCACUUCACAGACAGGCUGCUCUUCCUUGUGGCGCACAAACCGCGCGACGCUGAUGUGGCGGCGCCUGCGGCAGCUGCCAGCAGCCAGGCGACCGCCGAGAGCGCCAUGGCGGCAGCCCAGCUGCGCGCAGCAGCAGCGCCGGCAGAAGUGCAGCCGCCUGUGCUCGCUCCAGAGCAGCGGCAGCAGUAUGCGGAGCAGGGGUUCACGGGGCCGGUGCAGAUAGUGAGCAGCGAAGAGGCGGCACAGCUGCAUCAGCAGUACCUGCGGUACCAGCAGCGCCUUGGCAGCGCCGUGCAAGGCGACUGGCGCUUUAAGUCGCACCUGCUGCUGCCCUGGGACAGCACCUACGUCGCCCUGAGCCCGCCGGAUGUGGUGACCGUGUGGCUGGCGCUCACGCCCAGCAGCGCCGCCAACGGCUGCCUGCGCUUCCAGCCUGGGUCGCACGAGCUAGAGGGGGUGGAGGGGGAGUGCAUCCCGCUGUCUCCGGGCCAGGCCACGCUGCACCACAUCCGCACGGCGCACCGCUCGGGGCCUGCCGCCCCGGGGUCCCAGGCGCGGCUGGGACUGGCGCUGCGCUACAUGGCGGCGCACGUGCAGCAGGGCCUCGACCCACGUGACUCGGUGACGGUGGUGGCUGGCAUGGACACCUUUGGCCACUACCGCCACGAGCGGGGCCCAGCUGCGGAGAUGGAUGCCGAGGCGGUGGAGCAGCACCGGCAGGCGGUGGCGGCAGUCUACCCUGAAGGCUUUGAGCGGGGCCACUCAGCCGCCCAUCUGGCGGCGCACUUCAUGGAGCCCCAGCCUGCUCCAGCGCUUCGUGUCACCUAG
Chlorella variabilis is the source of this 1659-nucleotide messenger RNA. RefSeq lists its product as hypothetical. The record is from RefSeq and is a predicted model, not a curated record. Lineage: Eukaryota; Viridiplantae; Chlorophyta; Trebouxiophyceae; Chlorellales; Chlorellaceae. Bases 1 to 1659 code for a protein of 552 amino acids. The transcript is spliced from 9 exons.